AUGGCGCCCCGCAAACCAAAAGCAGAAGACGACGCCGCGUCCACAACAUCAACCGACCUCCCCGCCGUCCUAAAACCUAAGACUGAAAAAGCCAAAGUCGAGAAACCCAAGUCCGAAAAGCCGAAAGUCGCAAAGCCCAAGGCGCCGAAGAAGGAGAAGGUUGAGAACGAGGAGAAGGAGGCAAAGCCGAAGAAGAAGGCUGUCAAGAAGGAUAAAGAGGAGAAGGAUGAGGAUGGGGACUUUGACAUGGAUGCUGAUGCGGCUGUGAGUAAGCCGGCGAAGGCAAAGACAGAGGGGAAGGCGAAGGUCGAGAGCAAGGCUGUGGGUGGAGGUGGUGCUGUAGGAAAGGGGGAUGGCAAGGAGAAGGUUAAGCCUGUCAAUGGGGAGGAAGCUAUGGAGCUCAUUCGGGCGUACUUGAAGAGGGAGAAUCGGCCGUAUAGUGCGACGGAAAUUAGUGCGAAUCUGCAUGGGAAGAUCUCUGAGUGCUGGCUGAUUGUGAUACCGACGGUGUAUAUGAAGGUUACCAAGACAGUAGCCGACAAGCUGCUCAAGGACAUGGAGCAGAGCGGACAGAUCAAAGGCAAAGCUACCAAGAGCGGAACCGGUGGCCAAUGGGUCUUCUGGCCUAUCCAAGAUCCCGCCGACUCAGCCUCCCCCGAAGAGCUCGCCGCAAUGGAUACCGCCAUCGAGGCCCUCCGCGAACGCAUGCCCGCCAUCAAAGCCUCCCUCAAAAGCCUCAGAGCCAAGCUCGACGCCCUACGCACCGCACCUACAACCGUCGAUCUCGCUGCCGCUAUCGAGCGCAUGCAAGAAGAGAACGUCGCUAAGAAGGAGAGGUUGCUGGCAUUCCAGCAGGGUACCGUCAAGACUGUUACGACGGAGGAGGUGGAGAAUGUGGAGAAGGAUUUAAAAUACUGGGGUGGGAAGAGGACGGCUAGGAAGAGGGCUUUUGAGGCUGUGGAGGGGCAGUUGAGAGAGGGGAUGACAAAGGAGGAUAUCUGGGACAAGGCGGGGAUUGAGGAGGAUACUUAUUGA
Messenger RNA from Drepanopeziza brunnea f. sp. 'multigermtubi' MB_m1, 1035 nucleotides. The record is from RefSeq and is a predicted model, not a curated record. NCBI's taxonomy places the organism in Eukaryota, Fungi, Ascomycota, Leotiomycetes, Helotiales, Drepanopezizaceae.